This is a messenger RNA of Dovyalis caffra, 1458 nucleotides long. The record is from the annotation of a GenBank genome assembly. Lineage: Eukaryota; Viridiplantae; Streptophyta; Magnoliopsida; Malpighiales; Salicaceae.
AUGGCCACAUUACUCAACAAAAUCACCACAUUUCUUUUCUUUCUCCUACUCAAUACUCUACACUUCUAUGCAAUUCAGUCCCUAGCAAGGCCAAGAAACCCUAAUUCACUCGUUCUUGGUCUUACCCCAGCUUCUAGGGCUUCCCUUCCAACUCAUCCAAAAGCUUCCACUUCUUCAAAAAAGAUCCUACCAACAGAUGUUUUGGACAUGAUAGAGCCAUUGAGGGAAGUAAGAGAUGGUUAUUUGAUGUCUAUAAAUAUAGGCACACCCCCACAAGUCAUUCAAGUGUACAUGGAUACUGGGAGUGACCUUACUUGGGUUCCUUGUGGAAACCUUUCUUUUGAUUGCAUUGAUUGUGAUGAUUAUAAGAACAAUAGGAUAAUGGCUGCCUUUUCUCCUUCUUAUUCUUCUUCGUCAUAUAGGGACACUUGUGCUAGUCCCUUCUGCAUUAAUAUUCAUAGUUCUGACAACCCUUUUGAUCCAUGCACUAUUGCUGGAUGCUCAUUGAGUACCCUUGUUAAAGCCACAUGUUAUAGGCCAUGUCCUUCAUUUGCUUACACAUAUGGUGCAGGCGCUGUCACUGGGUUACUAACUAGGGAUACACUUAGGGUUCAUGGAAGUAGCCCUGGUGUCACUAAGGAAAUCCCAAAAUUCUGUUUUGGUUGUGUUGGGUCUGCAUAUAGGGAGCCUAUUGGGAUUGCAGGGUUUGGUAGGGGCGCACUCUCUUUGCCUUCACAACUAGGGUUUCUUCGAAAGGGCUUCUCACAUUGCUUCUUGGCCUUCAAAUAUGCAAACAACCCUAAUAUUUCAAGCCCAUUAGUUAUAGGAGAUAUUGCCCUUACUUCUAAUAAAGAUGGUAUGCAAUUCACUCCAAUGUUGAACAAUCCCAUGUACCCUGAUUACUACUACAUUGGUCUAGAGGCCAUAACUGUAGGCAAUGUUAGAGCAACUGAAGCGCCUUCAAGCUUGAGGGAGUUUGAUUCACAAGGUAAUGGGGGCAUGUUGAUUGACUCAGGAACCACUUAUACUCACCUACCUCAGCCUUUCUAUUCUCAGGUUCUCUCUAUUCUUCAAUCAACGAUAAAUUAUCCUAGAGCCUCUGACGUGGAGACGAGAACCGGGUUCGAUCUUUGUUAUAAGGUCCCGUGUCCAAACAAUAGCAGUCUCACGGAUGAUAAUCUCCUUCCUCCAAUCACUUUCCAUUUCUUGAACAAAGUGAGUCUAGUUCUGCCCCAAGGAAAUCACUUCUAUGCUAUGAGCGCCCCAAGAAACUCUAGUGUUAUCAAAUGCCUAUUGUUCCAAAGCAUGGAUGAUGGUGAUUAUGGACCAGCUGGGGUUUUUGGGAGCUUCCAACAGCAAAACGUGGAGGUUGUCUAUGACCUGGAGAAAGAGAGGAUUGGGUUUCAAACAAUGGACUGUGCUUCAGCUGCAUCUUCUCAAGGGCUUCACAAGAACUAA